This is a messenger RNA of Knipowitschia caucasica, 2028 nucleotides long. NCBI's taxonomy places the organism in Eukaryota, Metazoa, Chordata, Actinopteri, Gobiiformes, Gobiidae. The record is from the annotation of a GenBank genome assembly.
AUGCAGAGCGCAGUGUUUGGAGGUGAGGUAUUUUUCACUCUGAGAUUCAUAUGUAAUGCAUUCCAAACACAGACACACACUCACCUCCUCACUCCCAUCACCCGCACUCACCUCCUCCCCCCCAUCACCCGCACUCACCUCCUCACCCCCAUCACCCGCACUCACACUCCCAUCACCCGCACACACACACACACACACACACUCACCCCCAUCACCCGCACUCACCUCCUCACUCCCCAUCCCCGCACUCACCUCCUCACUCCCAUCACCCGCACUCACCUCCUCACUCCCAUCACCCGCACUCACCUCCUCACCCCCAUCACCCGCACUCACCUCCUCACUCCCAUCACCCGCACUCACCUCCUCACUCCCAUCACCCGCACUCACCUCCUCACUCCCAUCACCCGCACUCACCUCCUCACCCCCAUCACCCGCACUCACCUCCUCACUCCCAUCACCCGCACUCACCUCCUCACUCCCAUCACCCGCACUCACCUCCUCACCCCCAUCACCCGCACUCACCUCCUCACCCCCAUCACCCGCACUCACCUCCUCACCCCCAUCACCCGCACUCACCUCCUCACUCCCAUCACCCGCACUCACCUCCUCACUCCCAUCACCCGCACUCACCUCCUCACCCCCAUCACCCGCACUCACCUCCUCACCUCCCAUCACCCCACUCACCUCCUCCUCACCCCCAUCACCCGCACUCACCUCCUCACUCCCAUCACCCUCACUCACCUCCUCACCCCCAUCACCCGCACUCACCUCCUCACCCCAUCACCCGCACUCACCUCCUCACCCCCAUCACCCACACUCACCUCCUCACCCCAUCACCUCACUCCUCACCCCAUCACCCCGCACUCACCUCCUCACCCCCAUCACCCGCACUCACCUCCUCACCCCCAUCACCCGCACUCACCUCCUCACCCAUCACCCGCACCUCCUCACCCCCUCCCCCCAUCCCUCAAUCACCCGCAUCACCCACCCUCACCCCAUCACCCCACUACCUCCUCACCCCCAUCACCCCACACUCACCUCCUCACCCCCAUCACCCGCACUCACCUCCUCACUCCCCAUCACCCCAUCCCCGCACUCACCCUCCUCACCCUCCCAUCACCCGCACUCACCUCCUCACCCCCCAUCACCCGCACACUCACCUCCUCACUCCCAUCACCCCGCACUCACCUCCUCACUCCCCAUCACCCGCACUCACCUCCUCACUCCCUCACCCGCACUCACCUCCUCACUCCAUCACCCGCACUCACCUCCUCACUCCCAUCACCCGCACUCACCUCCUCACUCCCAUCACCCGCACUCACCUCCUCACCCCCAUCACCCGCACUCACCUCCUCACCCCCAUCCCCCGCACUCACCUCCUCACUCCCAUCACCCCGCACUCACCUCCUCACCCCCAUCACCCGCACUCACCUCCUCACCCCCAUCACCCGCACUCACCUCCUCACUCCCAUCACCCGCACUCACCUCCUCACUCCCAUCACCCGCACUCACCUCCUCACCCCCAUCACCCGCACUCACCUCCUCACCCCCAUCACCCCGCACUCACCUCCUCACCCCCAUCACCCGCACUCACCUCCUCACUCCCAUCACCCGCACUCACCUCCUCACUCCCAUCACCCGCACUCACCUCCUCACUCCCAUCACCCGCACUCACCUCCUCACUCCCAUCACCCGCACUCACCUCCUCACUCCCAUCACCCGCACUCACCUCCUCACCCCCAUCCCCGCACUCACCUCCUCACCCCCAUCACCCGCACUCACCUCCUCACUCCCAUCACCCGCACUCACCUCCUCACUCCCAUCACCCGCACUCACCUCCUCACUCCCAUCACCCGCACUCACCUCCUCACUCCCAUCACCCCGCACUCACCUCCUCACUCCCAUCACCCGCACUCACCUCCUCACUCCCCCAUCACCCGCACUAACCCUCCUCACCCCCAUCACCCGCACUCACCUCCUCACUCCCAUCAUCCGCACUCACCUCCUCACUCCCAUCACCCGCACUAA